This is a messenger RNA of Entamoeba histolytica HM-1:IMSS, 757 nucleotides long. Its product is annotated as heat shock protein 101, putative. The transcript has a single exon. Gene Ontology annotation, cellular component: cytoplasm. The annotation marks the transcript as partial. NCBI's taxonomy places the organism in Eukaryota, Evosea, Mastigamoebida, Endamoebidae. The record is from RefSeq and is a predicted model, not a curated record. Gene Ontology annotation, molecular function: ATP hydrolysis activity. Gene Ontology annotation, biological process: cellular response to heat.
AUGGAUCCAAACAAAUGGACAGAUGCAACAGUUCAAAUGUUCAAAGAAUCACAAGAAAAAGCAUUUGAAAGAAAGAAUGCAUAUAUCAUGCCAAUUCACAUGAUGAAUGCAAUUGUUGAAGAAGAGUCGAAUAUUAUUAUCCGAAUAGUCGAGAUGAUGGGAGGUGAUGUUAGUAAAAUGAAGAAAGAAAUACAAGAAGGAAUGAAUAAGAUUCCAGUUCAAAAUCCACCACCAGUAGAAAUUGGACUUCAUCCAACAACACAACAAGUGAUAAGACGAGCAAUAGAGAAACAAAAGACAAUGGGAGAUACAUAUCUUGCAGUUGAUGUGAUAGUAAUGUCAUUGAUGGAAGAGAAAGAAAUUAGUACGAUAGUAGGAAAUAGUGGAAUUAAUGUUCUGGAAUUUAACAAAAAGAUAAUGGAAAUGAGAAAAGGACAAAGUGUAGAAACAAAAGAAGCAGAGAGUCAAUAUGAAGCAUUGAAGAAAUAUGGAAAUGAUUUAACGGCACAAGCAGAAAGUGGGAAGAUGGAUCCCAUCAUUGGAAGAGAUGAAGAAAUUAAACGAGUUAUUCGUAUUUUAUCAAAAAAAACGAAAAAUAAUCCAGUCUUAAUAGGAGAGCCAGGAGUUGGUAAAACAGCAGUAGUUGAAGGACUUGCACAAAGAAUUGUUAAAGGGGAUGUUCCAAGUAAUUUGCAAUGUCGAGUUAUUGGAUUAGAUAUGGGAGCAUUAAUAGCAGGAGCACAAUAUAGAGGACAAU